AUGCCUUACAGCAAAACAGACGAGCUUGCCAUCAACACGAUCCGCACCCUCGCGGUCGAUGCCACCGCGAAGGCCAACUCGGGUCACCCGGGUGCCCCUAUGGGCAUGGCCCCGGUUGCCCACGUCCUUUUCAACAAGUUCAUGAAGUUCAACCCCAAGAACCCGGAAUGGUUGAACCGCGACCGAUUUGUCCUCUCCAACGGUCACGGAUGCAUGCUUCAGUAUGCUCUGCUGCACCUGUUCGGCUACCAGAUCAGCAUCGACGACCUGAAGAACUUCCGUCAAAUCGACUCCAUCACCCCCGGUCACCCCGAGUCCCACGAUACCCCCGGUAUUGAGGUCACCACUGGCCCUCUUGGCCAGGGUUUCGCCAACGCUGUCGGUCUUGCCAUUGCCGAGAGGCACACUGCCGCUGUUUUCAACAAACCCGGAUACGAGCUGGUCAACAACUACACAUACGCUUUCUUCGGUGAUGGCUGUGCUAUGGAGGGUAUUGCCUCAGAGGCUGCUUCAAUGGCUGGCCACCUGCAGCUCGGCAACCUCAUCAUGGUCUACGACGACAACCACAUUUCCAUCGACGGUGACACCAAGUGCGCUUUCACCGAGGAUGUCAUGAAGCGAUUCGAGGCCUACGGCUGGCACACGCAGCACGUCGAGGACGGUGACUCCGACCUCGAGGGCAUCGAGGCUGCUAUCAAGAAGGCCCAGGAGGUCAAGGACAAGCCUUCCGUCAUCAAGCUGACCACCACUAUUGGUUUCGGCUCUAAGCUCCAGGGUACCGGCGGUGUCCACGGCAACCCCCUGAAGCCUGACGACAUCAAGAGCGUCAAGGAGAAGUUCGGUUUCGACCCCGAGCAGACCUUUGUCGUUCCCCAGGAGGUUUACGACAUGUACCACAAGCACGCCGCUGAGGGUGCCGCUGCUGAGCAGGAGUGGAACCAGCUCCUCGAGAAGUACAGCAAGGAGCACCAGGACCUGUACAAGGACCUUGUCCGCCGUCAGACCCGCGACCUCCCCGAGGGUUGGGAGAAGAGCCUCCCCACAUACAAGCCCACUGACUCCGCCAUCGCCUCCAGGAAGCUGUCCGAGGCUGUUCUUGAGGCUAUCCACGGCGUUGUUCCUGAGCUCAUCUCGGGUUCUGCCGAUUUGACUGGCUCCAACAACACCCGAUGGAAGAACGCCGUCGACUUUCAGCCCCCUAACCUGGGCAUUGGAGAGUGGUCUGGCCGCUACAUGAGGUACGGUGUCCGUGAGCACGCCAUGGCCGCCGUCAUGAACGGUUUGUCUGCCUACGGUACCAUCAUUCCCGCUGGUGGUACUUUCCUCAACUUCGUCUCGUACGCCGCCGGUGCCGUCCGCCUUUCCGCGCUCUCUCACCAGCGUCUGAUUCACGUUGCUACCCACGACUCCAUUGGUCUUGGUGAGGACGGUGCGACUCACCAGCCUAUCGAGACUCUCGCUCACUUCCGUGCUCUGCCCAACUGCAUGGUCUGGCGCCCCGCUGACGGCAACGAGACCUCUGCCGCCUACUACAUGGCCCUUACCUCCAAGGGCACUCCCUCUAUCCUCGCUCUCACCCGUCAGAACCUGCCCCAGCUUGAGGGCUCCACACUCGAGAACGGUAUCAAGGGUGGAUAUGUUGCUCUUGAGAAGGAGGGUGCUGAUGUCACACUCGUCUCCACUGGUUCUGAGGUUUCCCUCUGCCUCGAGGCCGUCAAGACCCUCGAGGAGCAGGGCCUUAAGGCUCGUGUUGUCUCUCUGCCCUGCUGGGAGGUAUUCGACGCCCAGGACAAGGAGUACAAGCUCUCCGUUAUCCCCGACGGUAUCCCCACACUGUCUGUCGAGGUCAUGUCCACACUUGGUUGGGAGAAGUACUCGCACGAGCAGUUCGGUCUCAACAGGUUCGGUGCCUCCGGCCCUUACAAGGACGUCUAUAAGAAGUUCGAGUUCACCCCAGAGGGUGUUGCCAAGCGCGCGAAGCUCACCGUCGACUUCUACAAGGAUGUCAAGCCUCUUCGCUCGCCCGUUAACCGUGCUUUCCAGCAGCUUAUCUAA
Molecule: messenger RNA, 2055 nt
Organism: Ascochyta rabiei
Lineage: Eukaryota; Fungi; Ascomycota; Dothideomycetes; Pleosporales; Didymellaceae
Product: Transketolase
Exons: 6
Coding region: 1-2055 (684 amino acids)
Biological process (GO): pentose-phosphate shunt
Cellular component (GO): cytosol
Molecular function (GO): transketolase activity
Source: RefSeq, a predicted model, not a curated record